Molecule: messenger RNA, 1631 nt
Organism: Arabidopsis arenosa
Lineage: Eukaryota; Viridiplantae; Streptophyta; Magnoliopsida; Brassicales; Brassicaceae
Source: the annotation of a GenBank genome assembly
AGAAUAAUCCGGGGAACUAUCUCCGCCGUUGAUUUCAGUGGGAGGGUUUUUCCGAUUUCAAUUUUGAUCUGUGUCUGGAUUCUCUCUCUGUGUUGCUUUCUCAUUGCUUUGAAGAGUCUUCUUCUUCCCCUUUCAAGAAUGGCGGAUUUGCUACCCAUUUACCUCAUUGUCGUAGCAUUUCUAUGCACUGUCGGAGCCAUUGCUUUGGCUUUGUUUCAUAUCUACAAGCACCUAUUGAACUAUACGGAACCCAUUUAUCAGAGAUAUAUUGUGCGCAUCGUCUUCAUGGUCCCGGUCUAUGCCUUGAUGUCAUUCUUGGCUCUCGUUUUGCCCAAGAGCUCUAUAUAUUUUAACUCUAUCCGUGAAGUUUAUGAAGCAUGGGUGAUUUAUAAUUUUCUAUCGCUGUGUUUGGCAUGGGUUGGAGGCCCAGGUUCAGUAGUUAUAAGUUUAACUGGUCGAUCUCUGAAGCCAUCGUGGCAUCUCAUGACAUGUUGCUUCCCUCCACUACCAUUAGACGGGCGUUUUAUUCGACGGUGCAAGCAAGGUUGUUUGCAAUUUGUUAUUCUAAAGCCAAUCCUAGUUGCUGUCACACUUGUGCUUUAUGCAAAAGGGAAAUACAAGGAUGGAAAUUUCAGCCCUGACCAAUCCUAUCUCUAUCUUACCAUCAUCUAUACAAUAUCAUACACAGUAGCUUUGUACGCGCUGGUCCUCUUUUACGUGGCAUGCAAAGAUCUGCUUCAGCCAUUCAAUCCAGUCCCAAAAUUUGUGAUUAUAAAGUCUGUCGUCUUUCUAACCUAUUGGCAGGGUGUUCUAGUUUUCCUUUUUGCUAAAUCUGGAUUUAUAAGGGAUGAAGAAGAAGCAGCGCUCUUCCAAAAUUUUAUAAUAUGUGUGGAAAUGCUUAUUGCUGCAGCUGCUCAUUUCUAUGCAUUUCCGUACAAGGAAUAUGCAGAGGCCAAUGUUGGAGGAGCUCGCAGUUUCUCAGGAAGUCUGGCACAUGCUCUUAUGCUAAAUGAUUUCUACCAUGAUACUGUUCACCAGUUUGCCCCAACAUAUCACGAUUAUGUGCUCUAUAAUCAUAAUGAUGGUGGUGAGGAAGGGACAAGGAAGUACCGAGCACGAACAUUUGUGCCAACUGGUCAGGAAAUGGAUGCUGUCAGAAAGAACAAACACAUGUUUGGAAACAAGAUAGAUGGUGUUUCGGUCUCUAAUCAAUCUUCAGAAACAAGCACACCCAAAACCUCUGGUGAUCCUGCACGCCCUGAGAGCAUGAAAUCUUCCUUGCUGGUAGAUGCCUCAGACUCGGUUUCCACAAUGUAUGACAUGUCGCUAAUUGACAUCGAUAUAUCGAGCUACCCAAGCAAGGUACCUUCUGCAAAUAUAAGUGGAGGACCUAAAUAGUGGGUAAAAUGAUGUAGAAUCCACCAUUAACAGUAACAAAAGUGUUAGAUUUAGGAAUCGCUCAAGUGUGUUGUUAAGCAGGAAGAUGGAGAUAUAUGUUUUUUUUUUCUUUGUAUGUUGUUAUCUUGUUGUUCUUAUGAGUCUUCUUCCACUGGUAUUUGUUUACUUAGCGCAGCCUCUUUCUUGUUUUUGCUUAUUUGGUUUGUAGAUAAUAUUAAAAUGAAUAUGGCAUA